Molecule: messenger RNA, 822 nt
Organism: Mollisia scopiformis
Lineage: Eukaryota; Fungi; Ascomycota; Leotiomycetes; Helotiales; Mollisiaceae
Exons: 2
Coding region: 1-822 (273 amino acids)
Source: RefSeq, a predicted model, not a curated record
AUGUAUCUUGUUUUACUCCCAACAAUUAUUCUCUCACUGUCCACCAGCGCUCUGGCAGACUGUACACGAGAAUUCCUCCGCAAUGCGACGGACGCCUACAUCAAAGUUCAGCGAGAUGGAGCAGUCAAGUCCCCCGACCCAGCUUUUGCUGUCCAUCUAUCCCCGAACUUGGUAUAUACCGAAAACUUCGCAGUCACUCCCCUGAACAAUUCCAUCUUGAACACUUCUCUGCCGAUAACGCAUAACUUCAGUAUGCACGACACGACCGCCUGCUCUACGUUCACCGAACUGGUUAUCCUACCAACCAAUACCACCAAACCAUACCUCAUCCAUACUCGCAUUCCCAUCGUCACUACCACAGGUGACUGGGCAUUCAACGUCACAGGCUACCUACACUACUCCUCACUCGAGACUUGGGACCCUAUCCCAGCUGCGAAACGCGAUACUCGAGCAGUUGUUCAAGCGGGUGGAGAUGCUUACUUCAAUCGCUUCGACAACGCCUCGGUUGUUGUUCCCUGGGGUGCGCCUCGCACGAGGAUCGAGGGUGGUGCACUGGUGACAGGCACCUUGAGCGGCGAUAAUUGCACGAUGGUGUUCCCAGAUACAAUUGUCGUUACGGAUCGUCGGUAUGUGGUCGAUGAAGUGAUGGGGACGGUGGAUAUCUUCGAGGGGUUCCCGGGAUUGGGUCGUUCACAAGGUAAUAACCCGAUGCCGGAUAGUCAUUUGUUCAGGAUCGAGGCUGGAAAGAUUAAGUAUGUUCAUACCGUCAGUCAUUGUGUGGAGAGGGGAUGUGGGAUGAACGGAACAUCGCCAUUUGGUUAA